UAUCAUCAAAGUUUCUCCGCCAGUCUGCACUCUGAGCUCCGGCUGGAGGAGACAAAUCACUGCCCCCAGAGGCAAGAAGACACCGGGGAGAGGCUGGAGUUAAACCCGCCCUCCGGAGGGACCACAUUCCCCCCUCCAAAGAAAAAAAACCCUCCCAUUCUCUCUCUCUCUCUUUUUACCUUUAUCUCUCGCCUCGCGCCGUCUUCCCCCCGCCACAAUCAUGGAUCUGGCGGCGAGAUGUUCGCUCCUUCUGUCCUGUCUCGGCGUGAUAUUGGCGAUCGAUUUGGAGGCGAUCGAUCCGGGCUACUUCGUGGAGCCCACUGCCACAUCAGAGCCGAUCGACUACAAGGAUCCAUGCAAAGCUGUUGCCUUUCUUGGAGACAUCGCUCUGGAUGAGGAGGACCUACAAAUGUUUAAAGUGGACAGAAUAAUAGAUUUGGCUCAAAGAACUGUCCAGACAACAAAUCAUACAGAAACAGCGUCAUCAACCAAUGAAACUAGCCAAAUUAGACAACGUGCACAUCGAAGCAAAAGGGCGGCCACUUCCAGACCUGAGCGGGUUUGGCCUGAGGGUGUGAUUCCGUAUGUCAUCGGUGCAAAUUUUAGUGGCAGCCAGCGGGCAAUAUUCCGCCAGGCCAUGCGCCACUGGGAGAAGCACACCUGUGUGACCUUCAUUGAGAGGACGCAGGAGGAGAGCUAUAUUGUGUUCACCUACAGACCCUGUGGGUGCUGUUCCUACGUGGGGCGCCGAGGAGGGGGGCCCCAGGCCAUAUCCAUUGGGAAAAACUGUGACAAGUUUGGCAUUGUGGUGCACGAGCUGGGUCAUGUGAUCGGCUUCUGGCACGAACACACGCGGCCGGAUCGAGACGAUCACGUCAGCAUUAUCAGGGAUAACAUUCAGCCAGGACAGGAGUAUAACUUUUUGAAGAUGGAGCCAGGGGAGGUGGACUCUUUGGGAGAAAUCUAUGACUUUGACAGCAUCAUGCACUAUGCCAGGAAUACAUUCUCUAGAGGCAUCUUCCUGGACACCAUCCUGCCACGCUACGACGUGAACGGAGUGCGGCCGCCCAUCGGCCAGAGAACCAGACUAAGCAAAGGGGAUAUCGCACAGGCACGCAAACUCUACAAAUGUUCCAGAUGUGGGGACAGUCUGCAAGACAGCAGUGGAAACUUCUCCUCUCCUGGCUUCCCCAAUGGAUAUUCAGCCUACAUGCACUGCAUCUGGAGAAUAUCGGUCACGCCAGGGGAGAAGAUCAUUCUGAACUUCACCUCAAUGGAUCUGUACAGGAGUCAUUUGUGCUGGUACGACCACGUGGAGAUCCGAGAUGGAUACUGGAGGAAGGCGCCUCUCAAAGGUCGUUUCUGUGGUGACAAGCUACCUGAGCCAAUUGUGUCCACUGACAGCCGUCUGUGGAUUGAGUUCCGCAGCAGCAGUAACUGGGUGGGAAAAGGUUUCUCAGCCGUUUACGAGGCCAUCUGUGGCGGCGAAGUGAAGAAGGACAGCGGGCAGAUUCAGUCCCCCAACUACCCGGAUGACUACAGGCCCAACAAAGUGUGCGUGUGGAAGAUUUCUGUGGCGCAGGGCUACCACGUGGGCCUUACCUUCCAGUCAUUUGAGAUUGAGCGGCAUGACAGCUGUGCGUAUGACUACCUGGAGGUGCGUGACGGGAACUCGGAGAACAGCCCUCUGCUGGGCCGCUUCUGUGGCUACGACAAACCAGAUGACAUCAAAACCAGCUCCAACCAGCUGUGGAUGAAAUUUGUGUCCGACGGCUCCGUCAACAAGGCCGGCUUUGCUGCCAACUUCUUCAAAGAGAUGGAUGAGUGCUCCAAGCCGGACAACGGUCGCUGUGAGCAACGCUGUGUCAACACACUGGGCAGCUACAAGUGUGCCUGUGACCCAGGCUAUGAACUGGCUGCCGACAAGCGCAGCUGUGAGGCUGCCUGUGGAGGCUUCAUCACUAAGCUAAACGGGUCCAUCACCAGUCCAGGUUGGCCGCGGGAGUACCCCCCAAACAAGAACUGCAUCUGGCAGCUGGUGGCUCCUACACAAUACCGCAUCACUCUGCUCUUUGACGUCUUCGAGACUGAGGGCAAUGACGUUUGUAAGUAUGAUUAUGUGGAAGUGCGCAGUGGCCUGUCUGCCGAUUCCAGACUACACGGGAAGUUCUGUGGAGCGGAAAAGCCAGAAGCGAUUACUUCUCAGUACAACAACAUGCGCAUUGAGUUCAAGUCUGACAACACAGUGUCCAAAAAGGGCUUUAAAGCCCAGUUCUUUUCAGAUAAAGAUGAGUGCUCGAAGGAGAAUGGUGGCUGUCAGCACGAGUGUGUCAACUUUGGGAGCUACAGCUGUCAGUGCAGGAGCGGCUUUGUGCUGCACGAGAACAAACACGACUGCAAAGAAGCUGGAUGUGAUCACACAGUGAACAGUGUGAGUGGUGUCAUCACCAGCCCCAACUGGCCAGAUAAAUACCCCAGCAAGAAAGCGUGCACGUGGGCACUCACCACCACGCCAGGCCACCGCAUCAAAAUCACCUUCAAUGAGAUCGACAUGGAGGCCCACUUGGAGUGUGCUUACGACCACAUCGAGAUCUAUGAUGGGCGAGAUGGAAAAGCGCCAAGUCUGGGUCGCUUCUGUGGUACCAAGGAGCCUCCACCAGUAAUAUCUAGUAGCAACAAGCUGUUUAUUCGCUUUUUUUCUGAUAAUUCUGUGCAGAAGAAAGGCUUUGAGGUGUCCCACACAGCAGAGUGUGGAGGUCAUCUAAAGGCUGAAGUCAAGACCAAGGACCUGUACUCGCACGCCCAGUUUGGGGACAAUAUCUACCCCGGAGCCUCCGACUGUCAGUGGGUGAUCUCAGCGGAGAAGGGUUACGGUGUGGAGCUCAUCUUCCAAACUUUUGAAAUUGAAGAAGAGGCAGACUGCGGCUACGACUACAUGGAGCUGUUUGACGGUGCCGACACCAAGUCUCCACGGCUGGGACGUUACUGUGGCUCAGGGCCUCCAGAGGAGAUCUACUCAGCUGGCGACUCAAUUGUCAUCAAGUUCCGCUCUGACGACACAAUCAACAAAAAGGGAUUUCACGUCCGCUACACCAGCACCAAGUUCCAGACACGCUGCACUCUCGCAAGUGACCAGCAGGGCCGGAAGGGGCCGCGCGGGGGCUCAGGGGCAAACGGAGGGGCCCCCAGGGAGGCACCAGCCUGACGCUCGGAAACCUUCGGCCACCAAGAUGAAUCAGACACGACAGAUUAGCCGCAAGACCACCAACCGCACCUCAGCUCCUAGGGGCUCCAGCUCCCCCCGCAGACUGUGAGGAGUAAAGCCAUUCUGCAGUACACCUUGUUUUUACCUUUUUAUGGUUACGAUUGGGGUGGGAGGGCGAAUUUCCGUUUUAAACGGAUGUAGGGGGGGGGGGAUUUUAUUGACCCAGUCCUCCCGGUAUAGUGUUUUUCCUUUCUCCUUUUUUAUAUGCCUCGUAACAAGAGGCACAGCGACAGACAGUGGAUUCUCAGGACCUGUAGGAAGGCGGGCAUCAGCUGGACAGAUCCCUGCUUUUGUCAGGCCGGCCCACCGCAUCCAGGAGAAGGAGGAGAGGAAGAGGAGGAGUGCGGGAAAAGGUCUCCUGCACUCCUUGAUACAUCGCUCUGCUCAACUCACUCUCAUUCCAUUCUGCUCGAGGAUUUCUAUCCAUAAGAGGACUCAACGGGACUUGACUUGAGAUUUUGAUACUGUAUGUCAGUCAAAUUGCAUGUAAUUACAAGGGGAGAAGGCAAAAUGUACAGAGACAACACCAGCAUUUGUAAUUGGCAUUGUCAUGGCAACCGGUGGCAAGAUUCUCGUUGUGACCAUUAACAAGGAAAUUAAGGAAGCAGUUAUCUUAUUAAAGGACUAAUACAUGAAAAGCGGUCUAUGUCUUCUGGUUGGUAAUUGCUUGCCUGACGACUGGCUUUUACUGUACCUCUGUGUGUAAAAUAAUGUGUAUGAUUGUUCAAAGGGAACAUGUGCUUUUCUCAGCUCCAACCAGUUAGCACUUUAUGGUGAAUUGUUCCAGAAUCAUGAGCUUAUGACAACUUCUUUUGUGAAAUGCGAUGCCAAUUCACGUCUUUCUUUUUAAAUGCAUUUUAUCUCUUAUGCAUCGUUGUUUGUUUUUAAUUGCUCCAUUUUGUUCCUCAGGCAUACUUGAACGUUGUGUGUGCCCUGUAACUUGGGGUAAUAAAGACGUAUGUGUCAGUGUUGAUUACAGAUCUGAUGUAAAAUAAUUUCUCUGCAGAGAAAAUGCCUUUUCUUGGUACAAUGAAGAAUUUCUCAAGAACCAAAUGAGCCUGGGUAUUUAUUGUUAUAGUGUAGUUACAUAUAUGAUGUGAAGGUGGAACAGUACUGUUAGCCCUAUAAUUGCCUUCUUAUAAUUGUAUCGCCAUUGUUGAAUA
Messenger RNA from Thalassophryne amazonica, 4428 nucleotides. RefSeq names its product bone morphogenetic protein 1a (gene bmp1a). Gene Ontology annotation, biological process: proteolysis. The record is from RefSeq and is a predicted model, not a curated record. NCBI's taxonomy places the organism in Eukaryota, Metazoa, Chordata, Actinopteri, Batrachoidiformes, Batrachoididae. Gene Ontology annotation, molecular function: metalloendopeptidase activity; calcium ion binding; serine-type endopeptidase activity.